Messenger RNA from Rubroshorea leprosula, 1422 nucleotides. The record is from the annotation of a GenBank genome assembly. NCBI's taxonomy places the organism in Eukaryota, Viridiplantae, Streptophyta, Magnoliopsida, Malvales, Dipterocarpaceae.
CUAGUCAUUUCUUUUACACUAAAUGAAACCACAAGAAACCAAAAAUCUACAUCCGUCACUCUCUAGGGUAGAGCAUCGCUCACUGAGAGUCGUCACUGACUCUGCUCCAUUUGCUUUCCUUCUUUGUUUUCUAAGCUUUUUCCUCUCAAAUUUGCUCUUUUCUUCCUCUUAGAAUCACUAGACCUACUGUUUCUUUUGAAUUUUAGGUGUUGAUUUCUUUGUAGUUUCCUUCUUCAGAUUGAAAAACCCAAAAAAUCCCUUCAGUUUUCUCUUUACAACAACUGUACAAAAUCUCUAUAUGGCUUCAUUUACUUGCUCUAAUAGAUAGCUUUCUCUAAUGGCUGGGAAUGGAUUGGUGAUUGGGUUGCAUUUGGAUGGACAGAAUGAGGACCAGAUUUUGUUUACAGUGGCUGGGCAUGUGAUUUCUAUCAACCCAGUCCAUCAGAACAAAGUUUAUGGAGUUCUUGCAAAGGCCUGGGUUUGUGGUGAGGAAACGGCUAGAUCAGUUCUAAAUCCAAACGAGGACAUGUACGGGGGGAUUGGCUGUGUACUCAACAAGGUAGAGAGUUGGCUAGGAAUCCAGCAUUCCAGAAGCAUUAAGAAAAGACCCAAGACACAGGCUUGUUUUGCUACUCCUUUGAAAGGGAAAGAACCAACUGGUAGCUCUAUCUCUUCCAAUGCGACAGGCAACUGGGGAAGGAAAUCUGAUGAUGGGCUUAAUGUUACCCAAAAAGCACCAUGCAGUCAUGAGUCUGUGUUGGUUCACUGGCCAGAGAUUAGACCUCUUGGUUUUUUUGUUGGCUUCUUUUGUCCUGUGGAUAAUAUGAGUAGAGGUGGUUAUGCAUUUGUGUUCAAGUUGAAGGUAGGUUGGAGUAGCCUGUUGAACUGGAGAAUGAUUGAAGGAGAUGUCACUAGUCUUGGUAUGGAUUUUCUUUGCUUUUACUUGGGACAGUGCUUCAGUCUCAAGUUUAGUCAGGAGAUGUCAACCAUAACACUCAAGUUGGUUCAUCAGGCUUCUCAGAUUCCCUGCUGGUGCUUCUAGGGUUCCCUGGCAUGAGAUGACUGUUUCAGGCUGGUUACUGGUGGUUUUUUCCAUAUUCUGCAGCUGUAAGACCUUGAAUCUACAUUCUGCCUUUGCACAUCCUUUUCUGGUGAGGGGAACAAAGAUCAGGCUGUUAAAGAGCUUCUUUUGGGGAGGUUGUGUCCAAAACAAGUUGUUUGAACCACCCCUUCCUCAAGCGAAAGUUUGCAGGGUCAUACAGGCCAACUGGUGCUGUGUUUCUGUUUUAUUAGAGAUUUCGUUUAUGUUUUUCUGUGUUUAUGUUUGUCUUUAGUAUUUGUGUCGUGUAAGACUUCAUAAGAAUAUUUAGUAGAGUAUGUUUCUUUGAUGGCUAAAAAGAGAAAGAAAAAAAAAAAAAAAAG